Sycon ciliatum is the source of this 2426-nucleotide messenger RNA. RefSeq lists its product as uncharacterized. The transcript has 11 exons. The record is from RefSeq and is a predicted model, not a curated record. Lineage: Eukaryota; Metazoa; Porifera; Calcarea; Leucosolenida; Sycettidae. Bases 1 to 2406 code for a protein of 801 amino acids.
AUGGAGAGGAAGCGUAAGCGAGGAGCCAGGAGUGACGCAUCAUCCAGUGCCGACUUGUCCGCGAAGGCUGUCUGCCCGACCACCAAGACAGACGACUUAUAUGGUACUGGGUCGGACUGGGAGGAAGAGUGUGAGGGUGACGACGGCCGCGUAUGGCAAUACCUAGAAAUCAGUCUGAACAAUCUAACCUUGCGACGAAACAACCGCGUGGUCGCCAUUGGUGACUUCAAUGUGGACAUGUGCUCGGGACACAGCCGGAUGCACACCAUGCUCCAGCGGUUUGAUCUGGAAAACCACAUCCGGACACCGACAAGAGUAACGGCAUCAACUUCCACCCUAAUAGAUCUGCUCCUCGCUCCUAACUCUCUAGUUGGAACAUGCACGGUCAUCAAGUGUGACAUCAGCGACCACUACGCAUUUGUGGCCAACAUUAUCGUCGCCACCCGGCAGUCCGAACGAGUCGCAUCUCGAAAGAGGCGAGUGUGGAGGAUAAACUGGGAGCAUUUUAACGCUGACUUGCAGGACUGCAAUCUUGAGAUUUUCAGCAAGUCGAAUGAUGUUGAUGCAAUGAUAAGCGAAUGGACCGGUGUACGGCCCAGCAGCAGAAUGAACGGAUCAGACUGGGUACUGCCGGUGAAUGCUGCGGAGCAGGGAGCCAGCGGUGUUUUCUUCCGCAAUAAUGCUGCUAACCUUGAUCAUGCAUCAGCCAGAGUGUCACUCGAUGCCCCCGAACACCCAGUGCCCUUCAUGUCAGGCGCCGCGAUGAUACUUGCAAUGGAAGUACUUGCUUUCAUCGAUCUCGACGAUGACGGAUUCACCAUUAUCGUCCACGCCGCCGAGCUGCUGGGGAUUGUUGACGAUGUCCUGGGUGGCGAGGUCACUGUCGACUACAGUAUGGUUGGACAUGCCAAGCUCCUGGAUGGCAACAUCUUGAGGCUGGACACGUGGGUGGAUUGUGGCAAUGAAGGUGAAGUGUUCGUUACAAGUACCUCCAAAACCUGGGAUGGCGGUGAAGAGUUCUGCCAGACACUCGGCAGCCACCUGGUCAGUUCUCCUCAAGUUACAGCCUGCAAAGCUAUGCUAGUGGGAAUACUUGGAAAGGUGACAGUCCAUAUCAGCUACACAAGAUUGCUCGAUAAACUUCACUUCCGCAAUGUUGGAAACAAUUUAAAAGUUUCUGACAACACCGUUACUAUCUAUCAAGACUUGAAUGAUUGUUCCAGUCAAUAUCUUGGGGAUAAUUCACAGCCACAGGACGCGCAUUGCAUGACACCGCUUGCUAUCGUUUGCGGAAGGAAUACCAAUACACAAGCAGCUUCUAUAGUGUGUGACUCACACACGUAUACAUACCAUAGCAUCUCAUUCUCAGCAGAUCAUGCAAACCAGACGUGCUAUCAACAAUAUGGUGGGCGUCCAUUGUCUACAGACGGGCAGGAACUCAGCUGUGCCUCAAAACUGCUGAACACAUCGCAAGUCUUGCAUGACAACAACGUCAGCUACAUACCGGUAUAUACCAACGCCACUAAUGGGUCUCAUUGCACUACCUACCAACCAUCAACCAACACAGAAGGUCAAGACUCCUGCACCGCAGCACGUCCCACAAUCUGCGUGUCUCGGUACUGCAAUAGCAGUGACAAUUUGGUGGCAGUGCCUAACGAAGACCGGUGUGUGUGCAAACGUGGGUAUAUCAACAACCACACAACCGCACACAAGUGUGAAUCAAUUGUCGAGCUAUUUCGUUCUACUGGACAAGCAGGGCAGAGUUCAAACAUCACAGUGUUCAUCUGGUUAAAAUCAGAGUGGAGGGUGCACAGUGUCUACACACAGAAUACACUACACCAGCUGGCUAAUUUCUCCUUACCAGAAGGGAGACUUGCCAUCAGAUCUGCUGAACGGAUCAUCUACACUUCUCCACGGCAAGCUGACACUGUUGCUGCAGAGCUGGCCAAGAAUCACUCCCAAUUCUUCAUCGUGAAUGCCGGUACAAGUGAUAUACUUCUGCCCUCAGCCCAUCUUCGUAACUACCUGGUCAACUUAAGUGUUUGGUUUCGGCCGUACAAAGUUGAGUGCGUUAACAUUCCUAGUACAAACCAGUCAGACACCUGUAGUUACAGUGUGUUCAAUGAGUCAGUCCCGUUCAAGGAUGGCCUGUACGAGUUUGCCCUGUCUCCACACAACUCUACACUACUUAGUAUACCUGUUCUAUACACAGUUUACCCAAGACCAACUACCACUGUACCUCCGAUGUCCAGCAUGCCUGGUAACAAUGCUUCUUCAUCGUCAGACGGUAUGCCAUCGGUGGUCAGUUCCUCGCCGAGCGGAACUGAUGUUACCCAAAAGCCAGCAUGGUUGGUCUGUACAUUGGCAUUGGUGGUGCAGUGCUAUUGGCAGCACUUGUUCUCAUAACGGUCUGCCUGGUGGUGGUG